UACAAAAUUCACCGAUCCCACAAUACCAAGCUGAUGCCAAAAGAGCUAAGUCAUACGAGGGUUGGUACCAUACGUUUAUCCUUGGAGCACUUGCAAUGUUUCACGGUGGCGACUACCAGGUUGUAUCCAAUCGUGAAACUGGGAAUGGUCGUCCUGAUGUCUGCAUCAUUCCAGUCAACCAAAAAAUUGAUACCUGUAUCAUUUUUGAGUUUAAGCUCGCUAAAUCGGAAAGCCACAAUGAAAUGAGAAAGAGUGCCAAGGAUGGGUUAAAUCAAAUUGUUGACAAGAACUAUCGAUCAAAUACUGCAAGCCAUAUUCAGGCAAUAGUUGAGAUUGCCAUUGCCUUCUACAAAAAAAGCACCUUCAUCUCUGCUCAACUUCUACAACGUGAAAAAGUUGAAUCUUCAAUAUCUCAUACCUGGAAAGUUGUUUCAUUAGCUGAAUCGGGUUAG
Molecule: messenger RNA, 452 nt
Organism: Ambispora leptoticha
Lineage: Eukaryota; Fungi; Glomeromycota; Glomeromycetes; Archaeosporales; Ambisporaceae
Source: the annotation of a GenBank genome assembly